AUGGUCAUCAAGCGCAUGUGGGAUGAAACGAGCAUGACCGUGGCCGUCCGGAACGCUGAACUGGCCAAGUUCCUUCCAGCGUUCGCAGAGUCCAUGGUGGAGCUGCCUACGAUCGCUAGCAGUGGCAGGAAGCACUACGCGGUGCAGUCGUUCCAGCAGCAGUGCUUCAUGCGGUGGGGGCCCUCCGAGGACGAGUCCUGCCACCUGGCCGUGCCGAUGCGGAUUAUUCCUUCGACGACUGCAUCUGCCAUUUUCUCUGGGCUGAACGGAUCAUCCAGGCACCUCUCCCUGGAGGCGCUCUCCGACAUGGCCCGCCACGUGCGCUUCAUGGCCCUUGUCGUGUUCCCAGAUGCCUUGGCGGCGAACCGCCUCUGCAGUCUUUUUUACCACUAUCCCUGGUUCGGGCCCUGGUGUGGGAGGGGCGAUGCGUUUGCCAUCAACUCCACAUGGUUGGCGACAGUGGGCUCAAGGGGCUGGACAUUUUGA
Molecule: messenger RNA, 486 nt
Organism: Prorocentrum cordatum
Lineage: Eukaryota; Dinophyceae; Prorocentrales; Prorocentraceae
Source: the annotation of a GenBank genome assembly